AAACAUCAUGUCUCUUAAAAUUGCUUGAUAUUCAAUUGGCUGUUAGUAUAAAAGAUCAAACAAUUAAUAUUAAACCAGUUUUUGAAUUUCAACCAUUUAAAGACUGGACUACUGCUUUAUCUAAAGAAAUUCUUGCAACAGAAAAACGAGAAUUAAAAAUUUUGUUAAAUUCAAGGCCAAUACCAAUGAAAAUAAUGGUAAAUACUGACAACAAUCUUAUACAAGAGACAGGUAUAUUUCUAUUAGCAACUCAUGAAGGAAGUUAUGAUCUUG
Molecule: messenger RNA, 273 nt
Organism: Entrophospora candida
Lineage: Eukaryota; Fungi; Glomeromycota; Glomeromycetes; Entrophosporales; Entrophosporaceae
Source: the annotation of a GenBank genome assembly